Prinia subflava (tawny-flanked prinia) is the source of this 8261-nucleotide messenger RNA. RefSeq names its product zinc finger protein 827 (gene ZNF827). NCBI's taxonomy places the organism in Eukaryota, Metazoa, Chordata, Aves, Passeriformes, Cisticolidae. The record is from RefSeq and is a predicted model, not a curated record. Gene Ontology annotation, cellular component: nucleus. The transcript has 15 exons. Gene Ontology annotation, biological process: positive regulation of transcription by RNA polymerase II. Bases 1126 to 5070 code for a protein of 1314 amino acids.
UGUGAUUUGUGAAGUAAUGAGAGUAUGUAUCAGUUAAUGAAAGCUGCUAUCCUGGCUUCAUAAUGCACACUGGAAUUGCUUCAGGAUAAAGCUUCAUAUACCUGCAUUACAGCAGGAAAAAAAAAAAAAAGUAAAUUUCAGAAGUCCAGAUUGCUGUGUGCACUGUAGAAGUAUCAUGUAGCAGUCAAAUCAACCAUUAGGGGUGACCUAAUCUUGAUUUCCUCCCCCCUCCACACACACACACACACUCUCAAGGAGUUGUGAUUUUCAUGCUGCUUGUAUUCUUUCCACUUUUUAAAACCUGCACUAGGAAAUGCAGAAUACCAACUUGCCCACCUUUCUGGCUUAUUUUGGGGACUUGUUUUGGCCUGGAGGGAGUUGUGUUUUAAGCAGCCUCUCCCUCCCUUACCGAAGUUGGGCUGCAUAAAGCCCCUUCGGCCCCUGUGCUUUGUAAAGGGACAGCUGAGCCCAUCCAAGAAAAUCUAUGGGUUAGCUGGGCACCACCACAAUUUUCCAACACAGGAAGACAAAAAGCCUUAAUUUAAAAAAAAAAAAAAAAAAAAAAAAAAAAAAAAAAAAAAACAAGUUGAUGUUAUUAUUUUCGUUCCCACCACAGACGAGGGGAUUACAGUGCGAAUGGUCGAGACCCACAGAGUCACACACACAGCUUUUUAAAAAAAAAAAAAUUUUUUUUUUUUUUUUGAAGAGCGGAUUCUCAGCGGGUGCAGGAGCGGGGCAGCGCAUCCUCCGCCGCCGCGCAGCGCCGCGCCCGGGGCCCGCGGGGAGCGGGGGCACCGGCCCCUGUGCUCCGGCGGGGCGCGCGUGUGUCUGUGCGUGUGUCUGUGCGUGUGCCCGCCCGCCGGGGCUGUGCGGGGGUGUGUGCCGUGUCCCUGCCCGCCCGUGGGCGCGCCGGGAGCGCCGCCGCCGCCGCUGCCCUUUGAUCCCGGCGUUAGUGUUAGUUAGGGGCCGGCAGGAGCGCGGGGCGCAGCCCUCGGCACCGCCGCGCCAGCCCUCACCCCGGCACGGCGCCCGGCGCCCGCCCGCCCGCCGGGAACACAUCCCCGGCCGCUGAGGGAUACUGCGACCGGGGACAAGCCAGGAGGAGAAUGUGAAAAAAGGGGGAAAAUGCCCAGGAGGAAGCAGGAGCAGCCCAAGCGCCUCUCUUCACAUGGUACCAGACAGGAGGAAGGGGACGGUGAGCUCAGUGAAGAAGAACGCUGGUUUGGGACUUCUUCAGAAACUCCUUCGGAAGCAUCGUAUGGAGAAGUGCAGGAGAACUUUAAGUUGUCUCUUGAGGACAGGAUUCAGGAGCAGUCCACCUCGCCCGACACCUCUCUGGGCAGUGCGACCCCGAGCAGCAACACCGCGGAGCUGGGAUCCCUGGAGAGCGAGGCACUGAGAGACCCUCUGCAGAGCAAGGAGCUCCUGUCUCCAGACGUGUCCUCCCUGGGCGAGGAGGAGCCUCCUGGGCCAAACAAGCCCCUGAGCAGUAACCUGAGGCGGCUGCUGGAGGCCGGCUCCCUCAAGCUGGAUGCUGCCGCUACGGUCAACGGCAGGGUCGAGUCCCCCGUGAGCCUUGGCUCAAACAUCUCCUUCUCUCCCCCUGCUCACCAUGCCCAGCAGCUGAGCGUGCUUGCCAGAAAGCUUGCUGAGAAACAGGAACAAAGUGACCAAUACAAUGCAGGCACUCACUUUAUAUGGAAUCAAGGUAAGUGGUUGCCAAACUCAACCACCACCUGUGGUUUGUCCCCUGAUUCAGCUAUCCUGAAGCUGAAAGCUGCAGCCAAUGCUGUUCUGCAGGACAAAUCUUUUUCCAGGACUGAAGAAACGAUAAGAUUUGAAUCCUUUUCCUCGCCUUUUAGCUCUCAGUCAGCCAGCUCCACGUUAGCAGCUUUAUCUAAGAAAGUGAGUGAGAGAAGCAUGACUCCUGGGCAGGAGCACCCGCCCCCAGCCAGCUCCUUCCUUUCCCUGGCUUCCAUGACCUCUUCAGCUGCUCUUCUCAAGGAGGUUGCUGCAAGGGCUGCAGGCACCCUCCUGGCUGAGAAGAAGAAAUCACUGGUUCCCGAGGAUCCCCUGCAGCUUUCAGAGAUGAAACAGGAGAAAGCAACUCCACCACAGUCUUUGGAAUUACUGUUACUACCAGUGCCGAAGGGAAGGGCAUCCAAGCCCACUAGUACAGCCUCAGAAGAAGAAGGGGGGAAGCCUUUCCAGUGUCCCAUCUGUGGUUUGGUCAUCAAGAGGAAGAGCUACUGGAAGCGGCACAUGGUGAUCCACACGGGGCUCAAGAGCCACCAGUGCCCGCUCUGCCCCUUCCGCUGCGCGCGCAAGGACAACCUCAAGUCACACAUGAAGGUUCAUCAGCACCAAGACAGGGGUGAGACCUUCCAGUGCCAGCUGUGCCCUUUCACCUCCUCCCGCCACUUCAGCCUGAAGCUGCACAUGCGCUGCCACCAGCAUUUCCUCAGGACAGAGGCUAAGGUGAAGGAGGAGAUGCCGGAGGCGGAGGUGAAGGGGUCCCCACAGCUGAGCAGCGAGCCCUGCCCGGGAGCACCGAGGGAAGGAGCGGGCCCGGAGCCCGCGGGCUCGGCCUCGCUGUCCCAGAGCCCCGAGGGCGCCGCGGGGGCGGCCCCGCCGCUGCUGCUGAAGGACGAGCCCCAGGACGACACGGGCGCCUCCGCUGCGCCCUUUGCUCUCAGCACGGGUGACAGAGCCCCAAACAACACAAAGAUGAAGGACUCCUCUGACUUCGUGGCCAACACAGCAUCGGCACUGUUCAGCCAAGACAUCUCUGUCAAGAUGGCAUCAGAUUUCCUAAUGAAGCUCUCAGCUGCAAAUCAAAAAGAGCCCUUGACUCCUAACUUUAAAGUGAAAGAGGAGCCGAAGGAUGAAGAGGCUGGAGGUUCAGCCGUGUCUCAGCCCAGCUUUGUGUUCAGCCAAGAGUCUGAAGCCUCAGCACCAAACAUCCCUGAAGAGAAACUCAAGCCACAAGAGCCACAGGCCAAUGUGAUGAGGCAGGACAUGUCAGUCAAGGCAGCAUCUGAGCUCCUCAUGAAGCUCUCAGCCGAGAGCUCCAAGGAGGCACAGAUGGUGCAGAUCAAGGAGGAGCCGAUGGAAGUGGAGAUCCCCGGCACGGCGGCGGCGCCGCGGCAGCCCAGCCCCGGCUACGGCGCGCUGCUGGGGCCGCCCGAGAGGAGCCUCUUCAGCCAGGACAUCUCCGUGAAGAUGGCAUCAGAGCUGCUCUUCCAGCUCUCAGAAAAGGUGAGCAAAGAGCACAACCACAACAAAGAUAACACCAUCAGAACUACAGCCAGCCCUUUCUUUUCUGAAGAUACGUUUAGACAAUCACCGUUCACUUCCAACUCAAAAGAUCUCCUGCCCAGCGAAGCUGCUCUUCAUGGAAGGACGUCUGCACCAGACACGGAGAAGCUGGGGCUGGAGGUGGGGAAUGGAUUGCCAUCGUGGAAGUUCAGUGACCAGCUGUUUCCCUGUGACGUGUGUGGGAAGGUGUUUGGCCGGCAGCAGACGCUGUCCCGGCAUCUCUCGCUGCACACAGAAGAGAGAAAAUACAAGUGCCACCUGUGCCCCUACGCUGCCAAGUGCCGCGCGAACCUGAACCAGCACCUGACGGUGCACUCGGUGAAGCUGGUGAGCACCGACGCCGAGGACAUCGUCAGUGCCGUCACGGCCGAGGGCGGCGACGGCAGGAAGCACCCCUACUACUACAGCUGCCAUGUGUGUGGGUUUGAGACGGAGAUGAAUGUCCAGUUUGUGAGCCACAUGUCCCUCCACGUGGACAAGGAGCAGUGGAUGUUCUCCAUCUGCUGCACGGCGUGCGACUUCGUCACCAUGGAAGAGGCAGACAUGAAGGCUCACGUCAGCAACAAGCACACAGCUGAAGAGAGGAAGACCCCCAGUGAAUCUAACAGUCCAUCUUCAUCUUCACUGUCAGCCCUGAGUGACUCCGCCAACAGCAAAGAAGAUGCAGAUGUAACCCCAAAAAACAAGGGGUCAAACAACCUGCUGGUCAUUUCUGUAGUGCCUGGUAGCCAGACCUCAGUGAACACUGAAGAGAAGUCAGAGAAAGUCUUUGAAUGUGUUUUCUGUAACUUUGUCUGCAAAACAAAAAAUAUGUUUGAGCGUCACCUGCAGAUCCACCUGAUCACACGGAUGUUCGAGUGUGACGUGUGCCACAAGUUCAUGAAGACACCUGAGCAGUUACUGGAGCACAAGAAAUGCCACACUGUCCCCACCGGUGGGCUCAAGUGCCCGUUCUGCAUCUACUCCACGAACCGCCCCGCGGCCAUGGAGUGCCACCUGAAGACUCACUACAAGAUGGAGUACAAGUGUCGGAUCUGCCAGACAGUGAAAGCCAACCAGCUGGAGCUGGAGAUGCACAUCCGAGAGCACCGCCUCGGCAACCACUACAAGUGUGACCAGUGUGGCUACCUGUCCAAGACGGCCAACAAGCUGAUCGAGCACGUGCGCGUCCACACCGGCGAGCGCCCCUUCCACUGUGACCAGUGCAGCUACAGCUGCAAGCGCAAAGACAAUCUCAACUUGCACAAGAAACUGAAGCACGCUCCACGCCAGACCUUCAGCUGCGACGAGUGCCUGUUCAAGACUACCCACCCCUUUGUCUUCAGCCGCCACGUGAAGAAGCACCAGAACGGGGACUGCUCCGAGGAGGAGAAGAAGGGCCAGUACUCAACCUCCAAGGAAGCCAGUCCGCUCCUGCCCGUGAGCAGCCCCAGGAACCUCCUGUCACCCCUGUCAGUCAUGUCUGCCUCCCAGGCUCUGCAGACAGUGGCUCUGUCAGCUGCGCACGGCAGCGGGGCAGAGCCAGACCUGGCCGUGAAAGCCUUGGCCGUCAACGGCGCUUCCCUGUGCUUUGACAAAUACUGGAACUCAGAGUUUGCCCACCUUAUUCCUUUAACAAUGUUUUUCCCCAAGAACCACUACGAUGUCACAUUCCAUCCACCCAGACCUCAGACUGCACCGGGAGGUGCCUCUUCACCUAAACACUCCUUCCUUGCCUACCUUGGACUAACAGAAAGGGCAGAAACUGUCUGAGGGCAGUUGCAUUCUGUACCAAAAAUCCCCCACAAACCCAGCAGGUUAUACAUUGCUGCAAAACGUAGCCCCAAGAGGUAACGAACACUUGUACUAUAUCAUUAGUAAGGUUUAGCAAAUGGCUCUGUGUGUAUACUUAUUGCAUUGACAUGAAAGCUGCUUUAUUAAAUCUCCAAGAGGUGACCUACUGCAUACUUCUACCUUCAGAGGCAUGUUCCCAGUACUCUUAUCUAAGAAACUAUUUUGUCUUGUUAAGCUGAAAAAAAGAGUGUCCUUAUUGGCAAUCAGCACUUGUAAGAUGACAUUGAUGCAUUUUAUUUUUGGGCUUUGUGUGCGUGCGGGUGUGUGGAAGAGAGGCUGCCUGUGGCGUGCCAUGGCACUGCUUUUGCACAUCCCUUGGAUUGGCUAAUUGAAUCAUCUUCCUUCUCCCCCUUCACUCCCUGCCUGCCUUCCCCCUGACUGUGGAGCUGUAGGAGCGAUGUUUGGGGCGGGGCAGGGGGAGAACUGGUGCAUUAUUUCAGUGCUGUUUGCAGCUUCCUUUACUUGUCUGAUGCCUUGUGUUCAGUUGUUUGAGGGUUUGGGUAGAACUGGUGAGGGACAAAAGUUGCUUUCAGCACUGCAGGAUGAGAGCAUGACAAUGAAGAGAGUGUGUAUGUGCACACACACAGCAGGCCCAGGUCUGAGCUCUUACACAGGUGUGACAAACACCUGCCUCUGGGCCAUAGCAUACAUCUUUUGUUUUAAAAGGGCAUAUAAAUAUUAUAUAUAUACUGUAUUAUGCAGUGGUUACCUUUUAGUUUGCAGGAACAACUUGUAUAACUAGAAUUCUAUGGUGGGAAAAAAAAUCCAACAAGGGGAUUUAAAAAAGGGUAUGGAUAAAUUCUGGGUAUAAAUACUCAGACUAAAAAAAAAAGGCAGUUUUGCACAGUGCUUUAGUCUUGCACUAGUUUGUUUCUCACUUGCAAAAAAAAAAGGAAAAAAACAUAUUGUGGGCUGAAGUUAAUAAGACUGUUUAUUUGAAAAGGUACCAGUAACUUCUUUGAAAUAUAAAGCUAUAAAAAGAUGCUUUUGGAACCAUAAAGUUCUCUUUUAUACCCUCAAUAUUUCAAUUGCAUUUGCAAAUUUGACAGUCCUUUUGCUCCCCUCCAUGUCAUCAGUAAUACUUUAUUCCUUUCUGUUGAUGGCAGAUAGAGUGUGUCCUGCUAGGAAGCUAACUUUGUACUUAUUUAAUGCUCCUACUUGUGGUCAUUAAAAUGACAUGUUAUAUGUAGCACUUUAUUGCAGGAAGAAGCAAAUGCAGAUUGGUUGUGUAACCUUUGUUAAUCUCAAAAUGCCAAGAGUGAUCUUAAUGCAAGAGAAGCUAACUGACUGUUAACUGAUUUCUGUUCCUUAGACAACUGCGGGAAGAAAGAUUGGGAUUAAAAGCACUCUGUUUUACAAUUGGAAGUAUAAAAUGUGAAACAUUUCCAAAUGAUCUUGUGACGUGCAGGAAUGCCUUCAUACUGAAUUCUUGUUUUCCGUGGUGUCUCUUGAUUUGGAUCUGGCUGUCUUUUCCCAGCUGUUGGACUGUCUGACCUGGCUUUUGCCACAGUCCCCCCCUGUCCCUUGGCCAAGCCCCUGUAGGAGGUGCUCUGAGUCACAUCCUCAUGCUGUCCACCCAGCCUGGUGCUGUCCUGAAGGACCUUCCUCUGCAGGUUGCUGUGGGAUGGGGAUCCAAUCCCCUUGUUUGUGACAGCAGGAAAGCAACAACCCAGGUCAGGAAGGCAUUCCUUGUCCACAAGGGUGCUCAGCCACAGGGACAAGUAAAAAUGUAACUCAAUCUUCAUUAGUUCCUAAAUGAAGCUUGUGUAGAAAGUCCUUCUGGAUGCAAAACUUGCAUCACUUUAACCUCUUUGCAAGAUUCCUACAUUUGUUUUGUACUGACAUGGCCAAACAUUCUGCAGUGUCAUGACCAAAUUCCUCCUGUUUGUGGAGGACAUCCUAACCUGCGCACUCCUGUUACCACUCUGCAAGCUACUUACAAGGGGGAAAUACCCAAAAUCACAGCAGGUUAUUACUUGGCAUUAUUAAUUACAGAAGGAGAAGUCUCACCUUUUGUUCACAUUCCAGCAGACGGUUUUGGUUCUAAGGAGCACUUGGCGGUUCUGUCUCUGCAGUGAAGAAAACCCUUCUGCUCCAAACUGCACGUAAACCCUUGGAAACAACUCACCUGCUCAGGGCCCUGCUCGCCGUGCUUUACUCCAUCAGAGCCCCUGCUCACACCUCCCUGGCAGUACAGACAAAAUAGAAAAUGCUGUUUUGGUAAGUACUCAGAGCGUAAAAUCGUUCCUAUCUGGGCAGCAGGAAAUCUGCAGUCUGUAUCCAGCAGCUCUACCAGUUCUGUAAAACACUCCACAGCACAGAGAACCAAACACUGCAAGCAAAAAGCUUGUUUUCCACACCCACUACAGGUACAGCACAGCUGCCCAGGAGGAAGAAGAAGGAGGAAUGUUCUAACAGUAGGUUACUGUAUCUAACCCAGUUUAACUGGGGCUGGAACUUCCAGGAAUGAGCUGCCCGCAGGCCCCCGCACGUGUUUUGGCCAUGUUCCACUGCACCACUACCUGACCUGGCAGUGCUUAGUGUACCUGGGAAAUUUGUUUAGCACUUUGGAAAGGAUAAACUCAUUCUUUCUGGCAAGUUAUAGAAGUUUUCUCUGUAAGGAAACGUGUGUUAGGAGGUUUUUAUUUUUUUAAGAAAAAAAAAUACACUAUUUAUCAGAGCUCUUGCAUAUUAAAAGAAUUUGUUUGCAGUUCAAUACUAAAGACAGGAAUGUUCUCCAGAGGUUCCCCCUGCUGAUAAAUGACCAACAGUUCUGAUAAAUUCCCCCCACCAUAAAGGCAAUUUCAUACUGGUUUUCACUAUGCAUUCUUUAAUGAAAGCUGGCGUGUUUUUCCAUUCAGUAAUUCAGUUAAAGUUCUCAGCACCUUUUACUUUUUUUUUUUACUUGUUGUAUUAUGUUCAAAUAUCAUUCUGUCAAGGUUUGUGUACAUUAAUAAAAAUUUGUAUUGUAUAAAGCUUUUUGCAUUAUAAGGCUGUACAGGGUCAUUUUGACAGUAACUGGUAUAUUUCUUUGCAUCUUAUGUUGCAUUGCCAAUUUCUAGUGUAUCCAGUUUGGAAGUACAAUAUACUCAAAUUAAAAAGGUUGGCUA